Molecule: messenger RNA, 1887 nt
Organism: Arabis nemorensis
Lineage: Eukaryota; Viridiplantae; Streptophyta; Magnoliopsida; Brassicales; Brassicaceae
Source: the annotation of a GenBank genome assembly
AUGGCGGCGUGGAAGUCGUGGAUUGUGGCGGAAAAAGCACGAAGAUGUUUACGGACAAUGUUCUUUAUGGCAACAAUGACGGCAUCUCUAUUAGCUUCGUCAUUACCGGUUCUAAUCACGGUGGUUGAUGUGGUGGUUCCUUGUCUUAUAGUCUCUAGCAUCACGUGCCUCACGUGCUACUCUGCUUCAGAACAUUUUCUUCAGUAUAGUUUCAAGAACUCUUUCAUUGAUGUACCACUCAUCUCUCUCCUUAGAUCUCUCGCCAUUAUAUGUCUUUCUUGGAUAUGUGAAGACACAAGAUUAGCUAAUGGUCUUUAUCUUGAAACAGUGAUGUUAUCUUCCUUUGGUGGGUUUCUUAUACUUUUGGUUAAAGCUUGUGUUGUCACUGUAAAUACUCAUCUAGAAGCAAAAGUUUAUUACAUCAAGAUCUCGUGGGGAAUGCCGGUUUUGCUACUUUCGUCUGCGGUUUUCGGUUUAGCUCAUGUCGUGGUCGCUUAUAGAAUGAGUUGUGUAGCAAGAAGGAAGCUCAUGUACCACAAAAUUGACCAAGAAGCUGUUCUUUCGUGUAAAUCCGGUUUCUCGGGUUACAAGAAGGCGCAUCGUCAAUCUCUCACUCGAUUAAACUGCAAAAUCUUAACUUAUGCUGGUGAAUUCAGACCAACCUCUUUCAGGGGAACAUCUUUGGAUAGAGAAGAGUUAUUACAACCAGGACUACUUGCAAAUGCAGACAGUUUAUUCAUCAAGAUCCAUGGCUUAAACGUACAUUACAAGCAGUGUGAUUCACCGUCUAUCGUAAGCGGUUCUGCAGUAGAAAUGAAUGUAAGAAGGCUGAGAGUACUAGACAAGCAGAUGUCAAACUUAAUCGCGCAAACUCAAAGCAAUCAUUUGCAUCGAAGCUACACUAUGCAGCCCGAUAGAUCAUCGUUAUACGCUCCUCUGUUAGCUAGUUACUCAACUACUCCUAUUAGCUUUUUCGAUAAGGAUGAUAUGAAUCAAAUGGAUUCUAUGAAUCUUGGUGAUGAUUUGGAGAGAAAUGAGAAUGUUGGUAUAGUUCUUGUUCAUGGAUUUGGAGGUGGAGUCUUCUCAUGGAGACAUGUAAUGGGAGAAUUGUCUAUUCACCUCGGUUGCAGAGUCGUUGCAUAUGACCGGCCUGGUUGGGGCUUAACCUCGAGGCUUAUCCGUAAAGAUUGGGAAGAGAGAAAUCUAGCUAACCCUUACAAACUUGAAAGCCAGGUUGGUCUACUACUUUCUUUUUGUUCCGAGAUGGGAUUUUCAUCGGUUGUACUCGUUGGUCACGACGAUGGCGGUUUGCUUGCUCUCAAGGCUGUUGAAAGAGUACAAACAUCCUCUACCUUCAAAUGCAAUAUUGCAAUCAAAGGAGUGGUUUUGAUAAAUGUUAGUUUAUCAAGAGAAGUAGUUCCUGCAUUUGCAAGGAUACUUCUUCAUACUUCACUUAGGAAGAAGCACUUGGUUCGUCCAUUGUUGCGAACCGAAAUAACCCAAUUGGUGAACCGGCGUGCGUGGUGUGAUACUACCAAGUUAACCACUGAUGUCAUAAUGCUCUACAAGGCUCCUCUAUGUUUAGAAGCUUGGGAUGAAGCACUCAAUGAGAUAAGCAAGUUAUCGUAUGAGAUGAGUCUUUCGCCUCAAAAUGCAUCAGCUCUGUUGAAAUCUAUGGGAGAUCUUCCAGUUUUAGUUGUUGCCGGGGCUGAGGAUGCUCUUGUACCUUUGAAAUCUUCACAAGUUUUAGCUUCAAAACUCGCUAAUUCUAGAUUUGUAGCGAUAUCUGGAUGCGGACAUUUGCCACACGAGGAGUGUCCUACAACACUUGUUUCCGCUCUCGAUUCCUUCAUUUGCAGACUGAUACCUAAACUAUCGAACUCCUAA